Messenger RNA from Tyto alba (common barn owl), 4079 nucleotides. RefSeq lists its product as uncharacterized. The coding region runs from base 150 to 1886 and encodes 578 amino acids. The transcript has 11 exons. Lineage: Eukaryota; Metazoa; Chordata; Aves; Strigiformes; Tytonidae. The record is from RefSeq and is a predicted model, not a curated record. Gene Ontology annotation, molecular function: protein binding.
CGUUUAGCCGUGACACCGCACCUCCCGCCACAAGCGCAAGUCCCUCCACAGUUGCAAGACCCGCCACCAACCAUGGGAGAAGCACAACCACUGAGUCCAAUGCCAAGACAUCACCUGCCCUCCUUGCCACAUCACUGACAACUCUUUCUAUGACUGAUUUGAGGACUUCUACCACUCUGAAGUUUGCAUUUACUCAAUCUUGCCUUCCAAUCACUUUAUCCAUACAGCUGGAGGAUGUGACCAGUACAAGGAUACAGUUCAGCUGGAAACCUCAAGGUGGCACAAAAGACAGUCCUUACAGAGUGCGUCUGUGGGGAGGCUCUGGAGAGUUGGAGAAGAGAAGCCUAAAUAAAACAAGUACUGCAUUUGAAAAUCUGCUUUCUGAUCAUGAAUACCAAAUAUCCGUGGAUGUUUCAACUUGCUCUAAGAAUGUCAGUACCUCCUUGACAGUUCGCACAGCUGCUGAAGUCUUCAACGGAACCACUAGGAUUAUCAAUGAGGUUUUCAUACCUCAAUAUCAGAACAAAUCAAGUUCAGCAUUUAAGGACUUUGAAGCUAAGUUCAUUAAGGAGAUAGAAAAACAUCUACCACAAAAGAUCCUUGAAUUAAUAAAGUGGAAAAAAAUGCGUAUUGUAAUUAACAGCAUCAAGAAUGGCAGUGUGAUUGUGCUCUUCGACAUUGUGUUGGACACAGGAGAAAAUAUAACAAAAACAGAGAUCUCAGAUGCUUUCAUAGAGGCCCUUAACAUGAGUACAGUAUUGAAAGCUGAUCUUAAAAAGACUGUUAUAGAAGCAAGGAAUAGUUGUCAGCCAGGAUUAAAUGACUGUUCCCAACAUGCUACGUGCACUGCUGAAGGAGCCACUUAUUCCUGCCAAUGCAACAAAGGAUUCACAGAUAACAGCCCCCAAGUUCCAGGGAGAGUUUGUCAGCAAAAGCAAAACCUACCUUCACAACAGAUUACUACAGUCCCUCCAAAAAGUGCUAUAGCUGCAUUUACAGGAUCAACAGCUAAUUCCAAUUUCACUACGACAUUUGCAUCAGGACCUUGCAUGCCAGUGUCCAUCAAAGUUCAGAAUGUGACUGGGGAAGCAAUACAAUUCAGCUGGACCAGUGGCAGGAGAGGCAGCUUCUACAUGGUCUCCCUCAUGGAUGGAAACCGGGACAUAAAUAAAACGACUACAAAAGAGAAUAAAACUGUGUUUAAACAUUUACUUCCUGGUCACGUAUACACAAUAUCUGUGGCAGUAUUAUCUUGUGCUGAGAAUAGCUGGACUUCAGCUAGUGUCCGAACAGAUCCUGUUUCCUGUUUCAACAGAAAUGAGCUCUGCUUACCACAAAAUACUUUCUGUCCUGACUUAAAAUAUAUUGUAUGCUCACAUUACCAAGCAUUUGCUUGCAGUGUUUUGUUAAAAAACCAGACAUUUAAUCAUACGCUUUAUAACUCUGAUAGUGAAGGCUACAAAACAAUGUCUGAAAGUAUAAGAACAGAAGUUGUUAGAGAAAUGCGCGUUAAACUGAAAGAUGACCACUUUGAUAUCAUUAUGCUUGGAUUCAGACCUGGAACUGUGAUUGCUUAUUUUAUUUCUCUACUGCAAACACAAGAGCCCAUUGAUGUGAAUAUUAUGCAGUCAUACUUAAGUCAAAUAUUAAAGAGCAAGUUUGGUGACCGAACAGAAGUAACUGUACAAUCUUUGUCUGCUAAGUUGCCAGCUGGAGAAAGUUCUACCUGGAAAGUGGCAGUGAUUGUCCUUGGAGUUUUACUUGGAGUUGCAUUAGUGCUGAUUCUUCUGGUAACACUGGUUUACAUUUAUACAAAGAAAAGAACGGGUAAAUUUUUGGUUGAACCCACAGGACUCCUGGGAAAUUUUGUCUACAAGCACUUAUAAGCCAUCACUUUCCUUUACAUACUUUGGGAAGGGGAAAAAUUUAUAUAUAUUUGCCUUAAAAUGCUGAGUUAUUGUUUAUAUUAAGAUAACUGUAACCUCUCCUUCCCAAUGUUCAUCACCAAAUUUCAGUGCUUCUAACGACUUCCAAUGAAUCAUCCUUUUAUCACUGCCCUCAGGUAUGGAGCGGGGAAUUUUCCCUGUUGUACAUGUUGUAGAGUGAGGCAAAGAGAAACUUCUGUUCAGACUAUCCACUGUGGGUAUUGCAAUGAUUCCUAACCAUUGACUAUAAAGAGAGAGACGGGAUCCGAACUGCUCAAUACUCUCUUACAUUUAAAUGACACAGCAAAUGGAGUGACUGAUCCUAGUACCUAUGGUAGGUCACAUGAAUACACAGCUGAGCCCAGACUUAACCUGUUGGGCUUUAUGAACUUGGCCAAGGGUGCUUCAACUCACCUGAGAAUUUUAUCACCAUGUGAAGAUGUCUCUUUCUCUCCAGUGACUGCAGAAUGACCUCAGGGCAAUUAGUGUUCCAGCAUUUGCAUGUUGGUUAGGAGUCUGAAGGGAAGUGGGAUAGACCUGGGCUGCCUGGACUUGCUCCGGGAGUCUCUGGCGGAACAGGAAUUUGAUCUGGAGGCUUCUGAAUUCAAGGUUAGUUUCUUUAAUUCUUGGGCUAUUAAGAAAUAACAGCCUUUACGUGAUAAAUGUAUAGCAUGCUAAAUACAGGUGUGAUUUAACAGGAAAUCAGUAAUUGCAUAGCCUUAACAUGUUUCUAGACCAGGGGAGGGAGAGAAAAAGUUAAUUUGCGCUGAAGUAUUUUAUUCAUCUAUUUUUGCCUGUCAAAAAAGGUUGUUUGGGCAGGGGCAUAUCAUAUAGCACCUUUUUGCCUUGCUCUUGAUAAUCUCAAAGUAGAGUCUGCUAAAAGCAACCUGGAAGAUCCUGUGUCAUUGGACCAGACCUUGUGCUUUAGAGAAAUGAAAUGCCCUUUAUCUGUUUUCACCACUCUUAGCUGCAAUCCUGGUGCAGUUACAGUCUGUUUCUCCUGUGAUGUAUUUUUUCUGCUUGGAAUAUGUCGCUGAACAAAUGAUAAAGGGCAGUAUAUUGCUGUACAUAUUUUCAGUAAGAUUUCUGUAUUUAAUCUCAAAGCAGUUCUCCCUGUGUCUGUAUUUGGUCUGUAUGCCUAUGCUCCACAUUCAUGUUGAGGGACUGAAUAUCCUGUGAUGUUGAGGCACUGGCUUACGCUCCCCAAACAGUCCAGGCCCUUUGUCUUUGCAGAUUAUGUCAUGGUUAGUUGGCAUGGGUUGGAGUAAGGAGAUGUCCAGAACUGUAGCCAUAUUGUGGGACAUCAGCAGAACAGAGUGUUGAUGUGCAAGCAAAUCUGCUGUCCUCUGGGUGCAGCCAGUGUUAAACUUUUUUAUACCUCCUUCCCUGUGCCAUAGUAUGGCUCCUGGAGCAACCUUGCUGAGGACCCUGGUUAAGCAGAAAGGUGAAGCCACCUUAUGCACUGGCUUUAAUGCAGAAAGGCUGAUUUAGUUCAGGCUGUAUCAACACCCUGACAAGGGAAGUCACAUCCAGCCUUGCUCCUCUGCCCUCGGCUUAGCAGCAGCGUCACUGUGUGAGGCCAACGGUCUGUGCUGGUGGAGGAGGGAAGGCUGUGUGAGUACUAAGGGUGUCUUUGCAUACAAAGUUGUGUUGGUGGUUUAUGUUCCUGUCUGGAAUUUUUUUUUUUUUUUUUUUCUGCGGGGACCUAUGAAAGAAGGGUCUUGCAUGACUUGCUUUCCUUUCCUUCCAUGUAGUAUCAGCCUGGCUGUCCUGCUCAAGUCUGGGGUACAGAGUCACAGCCCACCUCACUAAUGGAAAGUCAGUGCGAUUAAUAUUUUUUAGACUUGUUUUAUGUGGGUUUUAAGUAUAGCUAGCUCUGGUGCUAUAUUCACUGAGCAGUCACUUGACAAUGUAUCCUACCAGUAAAUACAAGUUCUCCAGGGAGCUAUGUGUUGAAAAUACAAAUGAGUGCUCUUGCUUAUGUUAAUACUGUUUUAUUUCUUUUUUUGGGGGGUCUACUUUGAAUAGUAAACUCCUAUUGUUAGUAAACUUUUCUGAUGUCCUUGAAAAUAAUGUUGAAAUAAAGACCAUGUACAGCAGGCUUGUACUAUGGAAUCCUGGGACUUGUUAAUGCAAAAUAUAUUUAAACUCUCU